AGCUGCCUGCUCACAGAGACAUUUGCCAGGACACUGACAGAGAAGCAGCCCUGUGAUUCUGAGAUUAUUUCUACAAGAGAAUCCAAUGCACGGAUUAGUUGAAAUAUGCUGGGGCUCCAGAGCAGCUAAGGGGAUAAUAGACAAGCUACCUAAAUUGGAUUGCUUUAUCUUUUCCUUAUGAAGAAGACAAAAACUUGGAUUAUCAUAUGCAUUUAUCUUCAACUGUUUCUCCAUUGCUUUGGGAAUCCAUGUGGAAAUCCAAUCACUGAUGCUGUAAAUGACAUUCAGAAACUGGUAGGAAAUCUCCCUAAUGAUUACAUUAUGAAAUUGAAAUAUGUUCCAAAAAAGGAGAGUCUGCCAAAACACUGUUGGCUUUAUAUGAUGGUCGUUGAAAUGACUCGUCACCUAGAUAACUUAUUAACAAAAUUUGAGAAUACAUCACAGAACUUUUUGAUUAUAAAGAAUCUUUCCCUGAUUCUUCAAGGCAUCAGAAUUUGUAUCCGACAUGAUGAAAUGGACUUUGACUCAGUCUCUUCUUUAUAUCAAGUAGAAGGGUUUAAACCCCGAGAUUUUUUUGGUUAUGUGACUAGUACAAUUGAGGUUUUUAAGGAGAUCAACAACACAGAGUAUGCAGGACCUUGUACCAUGCCUGCAGAAUAUGAUUUUGACUAUGAUAUUGAAGCUUUUCAGACUCCUAGCACAAAUCAUGAUCUACCAUAUAUUCCAAGCACACGAAAGAAUAGUAGCAGAUUUGAUUCCUCUGCCAGGUCUGGAUUCAACACUGGUGCAUCUAUACAGUACAGUACAGUGUUAAUAGCACUGGCCUGCUUAGUCAUUGGAUUUUUAUUAGGAGUUCUGUUCUGGUGGAAGUUUAAGCACAGACAAAACCAGACACAAGAUAGCUUGUCGGCAGUUGCAGUCGAACCAAGCGCUGAAAAUGAAUCACAAUAUAUAUUGCAACAGGCCACAACUGAUGUCGGUGUUAUAUAAUUGGUUUACAAGGCUAAAAUUCUGGUGACAGUGCUAAUCCUUUUGGAAACCACAGGAGCUUAAAGCAAGUUCUUGUUUAAUAUUGGAGCAGCAGACUACUGGGAAUGAUCCUUUAGGAAAUGCUGCAAAAAUUCAUAAAAAACAACAUAAAAAGCAAAAGAGUUUGUACUUCACCGGAUUACUAAUUUAUGCCUGCCAUCAUUUUGUCUUGUCUGCUGUCUCCUAUGGCAUAACAAAAAGUGAUAUGCAAGUCAAGAAGAACAAACAAUUCUCUCAAGUUUUUUCAUACUACUGGAAGAGUUAUGUUGAAAUAAGAGCAAGCAAAUCAUAGGUUCACUGGAUGAUAGGAUGUUUUAUAUUUUGCUUUGGUUUGUUGUUGUUGUCAAGGGUUCCAAAUUACUUCACUUGUUAUGAAGAUCAAGCCACUUUUUAUGUUGGGACUUACACAGGACUAUAAAAAGUCAAUGACAAUCUUGGUACUCCCAAAUGUUAACUCUGCUAGAUGAACACUGUGAAAGGAUGCCACUUGUGAUUCAGUUUUAAGAAUGAAAUUCAGAGACUAUAAAACGAAGAGGCUUCCAUGGCAGAAUCCCAACUCUACAAUAACUUUGGAUUUUUUAGAUAAAGCUCUUCCAAAACUUGCUCCGCAAAGUCAGAACAUACAUGUAUACUUUUUUUAGUUCACAUAUUAAAUAUAUUUUUUUAUAAUGGACACACAUUUCUGUAAAUAAAUGUAAGUAUUAUGAUGCAUAUCAAAUUAAAUUGGUGACUCAAGAAUGGGAUGGGAAGAAAGACAUUCAAUAAGAUAUAUGUGACUAAAAUAUAUGUCACACAUUAGUCUCACUGAAUUUGUAAUGAGAGAAUGCUGAGUGUGUUAGAGCUUGAUGCAUUAACACAAGACCUCAAGGCUAAAUAGAAAUACAAAAGACAUGAUAUAAAAUUUUAGGACUUCACAAUGUGAGGCGGGGAAAAACGUAAAGAAAUAAAAAUCUCCUGUUUCUUGUAUAGUAUCAUACAAUAGCCUGUAUUUAUAUACAACUUUAAAUUAUUUAUUGCAGCCAUUUAUUCUAGCAGAAAUGAUGAUCUUAAAUAAAUGCAUCAAACGAAUCUGACAUCAUAAAAUAUAUAAUUCUCCAACAUAUGCCAGUGGCAAUUUUUGUUAACUAGUGCUUUAUCUGAACCGUCAAUAUUUACUUAUGACAGGCUUAUCUUAAUUGCAAUAGAUAUUUCUAUGUCCUCCUUUUGAAACACACACACAUAUAUGUGCACCAGUGGUAUCUGUACUCCAUUGCUCAGUGGUAUUACAAAAUUACUGAGCACCUGCCUAGUUUCAGAAAUGACUAUGAUAAUCAGGGCCGGCCUUAGGCCUAUUGGCCCAAUAGGGCCCUGCACCUCUGGGGGCCCCGCACUACAGAUAAUAUUUCCCUCAGCUCAUGAUGCUGCCUGGCCUGCCCCAAACUAAUUGGCCCAGUCCACUCUCCUAUUUCCUCCCUAUCUCUCUUACCCUGUGUGCCCCUAUUUCAUCCCUCUCACUCUCUUACCUUGUCUGCCCCUUUCCUUUCUAUUUUGUGCCUGUAUGCCCUUAUUUUCCUAAAUACUUGGUGUGUCAGUAGCCAGCAACACUUUGUCUAGGGGCCCCGCCAACAUGGUCCCAAUUGGGCCCCACAUUUGAUAGGAUCAGCCCUGAUGAUAAUAAUAAUAAUGAUGUUUGGAAUAGACGACUUUGACAGGGUGAUGACACAAGCCAAGUGUGAGUCACCAAAAUGGACCAUAGCCAAAGGCAAGUGAAGGAUUACCAUUUCAUUAUCUUAUGUCAGGGUUUGUUACCUGUCCACAUGAAGGUCUUUAUAGAGAAAAAGCAUUUAUAUUCUGGUAAAUCAUGUUUUCUGUCAAUAUCCUGUAUAUUAUGUAGUCAGCUAAAUCACUUGUUUUGUUACUGAUAUAUAAAGAUAUAUAAAGGGUGUCUUAUCACCCUUUGAUAAAGAUAUAUAGUAUGUAAAGGCUAUAUAUGAGACAUUAUAAUGCAUUGUUUUCUUUGGCUCUAGUCAGAAAUUACUGCAUUUACUCAGUCAGAAUCAUUACUUUUCCCUGUUAUUUUGGGUUUCAUUUAAUAAAUUAUACAUAUAUUUUGACUGAGUAAAUUCAAUAAUUUCUUUCUGGUGAAUGUUAAAACAAAGUCAUCCGCUAAGUCUAACACUCUUAUCUAUCUCAAUCACAGGAACAAAAUAGAGAAAAAAGACCAUUAACAAAAUCAGAUUUUUUUGUUUAAGAUAAAUAAGUAAAGACGCAUCAUUGUUCAUAACUCAUUCACAUAAAUUAUGUACUUGCAUGCUUACUUCUUAAUGGAUCAGUGGUUUCAGCCACAAAUCCCCCUUGUAAAGUCAAUUAAAAGAAUAAUGGAUUUGUA
Messenger RNA from Xenopus laevis (African clawed frog), 3397 nucleotides. It is a transcript of the gene kitlg.L, whose product is annotated as KIT ligand L homeolog. Gene Ontology annotation, cellular component: lamellipodium; filopodium; cytoskeleton. Gene Ontology annotation, biological process: positive regulation of cell population proliferation; signal transduction; cell adhesion. Gene Ontology annotation, molecular function: cytokine activity; stem cell factor receptor binding. The record is from RefSeq and is marked provisional. NCBI's taxonomy places the organism in Eukaryota, Metazoa, Chordata, Amphibia, Anura, Pipidae.